GUUUUUUUUAUUCUCGGUUCGCGAAAUUAGCUUCUUGUAACUGUAUGUUAGGGGAUGCUUCCUUCCACAGACAGCUAGUAAUGGAAGCCAAACCGGCAGUCCCAAUCCGUAUGCAGUCACGUGCGACAAGAAGAAGUAUAUUUUUGCUGCAGAAUUUACGUUGAAUUAUUGCAAAACGUGCGAAGCUUACGAGUAGCGACAGACGACGGAGCUGGAUAGCCCUUAACAGGGCAGCGAGGGCUUGGGAGAAUGCCGCUAGCACCAGAAUGGCAGCAUCCAUAUGUCAACGUGUUCAAAAUCUGCGACGCGGAGAGCAUGAAGGAGGUCGAAACAAAAGGAGAUGUCACGGAGCACAUGGACAAGGUCAUCGGGAAGAAGGUGUUCAAAGUACGGGGUCUCAUCCCGGCUGGGAACUACCUGCGUGUGCCACGCUCUAAGCUGCAGACGUUGGGUCUGACCGGCCGCAUCCUUUACAUCCAACUCAAGGCCACACCCGUUAAAGUGUUUGUAGUCCACAUCGAGGUCGGCACAACAGAUGGGAACGUGCACCGGAUUUCCGUCAGCAACAUGUACGCGCCAGAUGCACUCAAGCGCAAGACCAACGGUGUGCAGCUGCCUUUCCCGCGCCCCAGCCAUCGCUGGUGUGUGGCAGCAGUGGACCUGCGAGCUGCGCUGCGCAGCUUCACGUCCUCCGCGUUCGCCUCCAUUCGCUCUAUCCAAAUGUGCUCCUGGCUCACAGUGCGCACCAUGUUCACCUCAGACUACAAGUUCUCGCUGGAUACCCUGCCUGGGGACAUGGCCCUCUCCCACGCUCUGGAUACAAGUGUUUUCGAAAUGGUGUGGCUGCCCGCGGAGCCCACGGACGUGCCUACCAUGGACUUUGUGCCGCCACCCAAGCGUAUUGGCGCCAGACGCCGCACCACAGAUUGUGCCGCUGCUGGCCCCAAGAGCCCUGGCUCCGCCGCAAAGGCCACUCCCACAGCGAGCCGCGCAGGGGGCGGUCCCGGCGAAGAAGUGGAGGACGACGUCACCUCAGAAAUGGACAGAGGAACCCCGCUGGCCCCCUCCCCAGCGACGCCGUCACUAUCCCCACGGGCCGCAACAGUCGCGAUAGCCCGCGCCACAGCGUCCAAUGUUAGCCCUGGCGCAGCAGCGGCCGCGGUGUGUGGUGUCCGCACCUCAGCGGCUCUUAGCCGUCUUGGUGAGUCAGCGCCGCACUCCCGGCCCUGCUCCCGGCCUACCACCACCCCUCCCGGUGGCGCCGCCGGCGCAUGCACAGCCAUGCGGCCGGUCGUCGCCGCCGCAACACUAGGGGUAGAUACCAUCGUACAGGGGCCGCCGCUGACUCCAGACCCGGUGGUAGAGCUCAUGCGCGUGAGCGCCUACUCGGGGGAGUUUGUGCGGUGUCUGGUGUGGAUCCCGGGCACCGAGGAGGUGGCCUUCGCAGCAGCUAGCAUGGUAGUGCUCAUGCGUGUCUCCGACACGCUGCCGCAACCGGCAGCAAAUGCGGCUGCGGACCAGCAGCCGCUGGUUGAGCCGGGGCGGCAGCGGCACUUGCUGGGCCACACGAGCUUCGUGUGCGCGCUGGCGGUCAGCAGCGACGGUGGUUUGCUCGCCAGUGCGCAGGAGGGAAAGGAGGCGACCGUGCGGCUCUGGGACGUAGCCAGCGGCGUAUGCCUGACUGUCUUGAGCGCCCACGCCAGCGGCCUCAGCUGCGUGGACAUCUCCCCAGACGUGCGCGCCGUGGCGGCGGUGGGCUUGGACGAGCACGGCCGGCAGACCAUAGCCCUGUGGAACAUCUCUGAAGUGCGCAUUCCUCACGGCAAGGUUGCGCUGGUGACCCGCCACGCAACCGAGUUCAACAUCAAGGUGCUCCGCUUCAGCGCGUACCAGGAGGACCACUUGCUGACUGCGGGCCGUGACAGCAUCCGCAUCUACCGGCUCAAGGGAGGCCAGCUGCGUGGCACGUCAGUGCGGCUGGUGCCGCGUGAGAAGCGGACCGCAAACCACGUCGGCAGCGUCUCUGCAGCGGCGGGCCCCAACAUCUUCACCGAUAUCGCCUUCGAGGCGGGCGUUGGAGUGUACGGCGUGGAUGCGUUCAAGGUGUAUGUGUCGUCCGCUUCCGGCGCCGUCUUCGUCGUCGACUACACCACCCGCAGCCUGGACGCCGUGUACCAGCUGCACUCGGCCGGCAUCAACUGCCUCCUGGUGGCGGAUGGGCUGGCGAUCACGGGCGGGGAUGACCGGCUGCUGCGAGCCUGGCCGCUGGAUUUCAGGGACUUCCUGCUAGAGGCCGAGCACGAGGGCAGCGUCACGGGCCUGGCGUUGUCGCCCGACGCCCUGCGCAUCGCUAUCGGCACGGAGAACGGCGCGCUGGGCUGCCUGCACAUCCCCAACCACGCCUAUACCACGCUGUUGCGCUCGCAUUCGGGCGCAGUGAACGCCGUGGCUGUGGACCCCAGCAGGGACCAGUUCUGCACCGUCUCCUCCGACGGCACCAUCCGCAUCUGGCACCUGCUCACCCACCAGCAGCUGUACGAGUUCGAUGCGCCCGGCGAGGCCGUCACCUGCAUCGCCUACCACCCCCUGCCCAGCCACCACGAGCUGGCAGCGGGCUUUGCGAACGGCCGCCUGCGUGUGUUCGAUGUGCCCACCACCACGCUGCUGCAGGAGCAGCAGCAGCACCGAGGAGCCGUGGCGGAGCUGGUGUUCUCACCGGACGGCGAGCGGCUCUUCAGCGGAGGCGCUGACGGCGCGCUGGUAACGUACGAUGUGCAGCGGCUGUACGCGCCCACGCAGUACCUAUCAGCAGGUGUACGGGACAUCAGGGUCUGCGUGGCGGUAAGCCCCAACGGCGCCCUGGUGGCCAGCCUGACUCGCGACCCCUACCGCGGUGUCACCUCCCUGCUGAUCUUCCACGGCCGCACAUUGGCGCCCUUCAUGCGCAUCGAGACGGAUGCGCCAACGUACAUAAAGCUGGCGUUCAGCGCGGAUGGCAAUGAGCUUUGGGCGCUCACCUCGCUCCGUCGCUUGGACCGCUACGAGCUCAGGGAGGGGCAGCUGGUGCAGCAGAUCCGCGACAUCUCCAACCUGGAGGUGACGGCCCUGGCGAUGGACCCCGUCGGCCGCUACGCGCUGACUGCGGGCAACGACGGCCUGCUGCGGGUGUGGGGCUGCGUGCCGCUGCCGGCUCUGCAGCCGCGCGGGUUGCCGCCGAACCAAGCCUUCCUUGGCCACCCGGGCGCAGUGCUAGGUGCCGCUUUCCACCGGGGCCACCUGAUCACUGUGGGCGACGCGGACUGCAUCUGCGUCUGGCGCGUCACCGCCGACACGCCGCCACCGCACGCCAGCCUUGACCCCGCUGUCGCCCGCGCCUCCGUCGCGCAGCGUCUGGGCGCCCUGCCACCAGCGCUGCGCCCCAUGGGCUCUCCCGGCCUUGAUCCACGCGACCCCCUCAGCCGCGCCACACCGGCUACCGCCCUCGGACCUGUUGCGAACGCCAGCGACCACCGCUUGACGGCACGAGCGGCAGCCCUGGCCUCUCCGGGCGUACCCCAGGCGAGGUUGGUGCCUGCGAGUUCCUCUCCGGUAGUGAGGCCAGGAACUGCAACCGGGCUGCCGUCGCAGCAGGCGCAGGCUCCAAUUGUCUCACCUUUCCCUGCAGUCGCAAACGCCGCCGUGGCUGCAGCCGAUGCUGCUGCAGCUGCCCUGGCAGCCGCAAAACUGAACAGCCCCGGGGUUUAUACCGCGCCCGCGGUCAUCCCACGACCGACGAACUACACGUCCGCUUCACCUUACAGCAGCCCCAUCGCCGUACGCCAGGCUCCAUCCGGGCCCUUUAUGCCACCGUCUGCAGGGGCCCCGCCUCCGCUCAGGCAAGAGCAGCAGCCGCAGCUGCCCUCGCCCCAGGUGCCGCGGGCGCCUGAGCCUCCGCCGAAAUGCAGCUGGCUGCUAGGCUACACCCCCAGCGGCUUCAACAACGUCACAUGGCGCCCCGAAACCGGCCUCUUCGCCUACUCCAUAGAGGAGAUGGUGGUUCUGGAGCAUCUAGCGACGCGGGAACAGCGCUAUCUCCGGGCCCAUACCCGCUCGUUGGGCUGCCUUGCGGCCUCAAAGGACGGGUCGCUCAUCGCUGCGGCACCGCGGACGGCGGAGCACCAUGUGGUGCAGCCAGAGGCGUCGCUGGGGGCCUCCUCAGCCACCCAACCAGUUGUGUGCACCACUGCGCCGUUCGCGGAUGUGGUGGUGUGGGAUGUAGCCAGCGGCAAGGAGCGGUGGCGGCUGCGUUACCACCCGCAUGGUGUUCAGGCGUUGUGCUUCUCUCCAGACGGUCGCUGGCUGCUCUCCAUAGGGCGCGAGCCGGAGCGCUCGGUAGUGGUGUGGGACGUGUCGGCUGGGCUGCUGGUGGCAGCGGGCCGCACCGAGAGCUCGCCGGCUGCGGUGGAGUGGCUGUGGGGCGGCGACAACCCCUCCUUUGCCAGCGUGGGCAAGGACGGGCUGCUCUUAUGGACGCUGCUCGACAGCUUCCUGGAGCAGCGCAGCGUGCCACUGGGUGACCAAGACGACGCCGUACCGUGUACGGCGCUAGCAAUCGACCCGGCAGGCGCGCUCCUUGUCGCAGAGGCUCCCAAAUGCACCGAUGGGGACGGACCCAUGGGUCAGAUCCCGCUGUGGCACAUCGACGUGGCGAAUGCGUUUGCCGACGGCCCAGCAACCAUGGUGCAGGUGGCUUCACUUCCUGGCGACACCGCCGUCACUGCCAUGGCAGUGGGCAGUAGCCACGCGCUUGUCGCUACGGAAACGGGGAACCUGGUGCGCUUCAGGCGCGACACCCACAGCGGUGUCUGGUGCGAGGAGAGCAGUGUGCAGCUGGACGGCUGUGUGCGGAGCCUCUCCGCCGAGCCGGGCAUGGCGGACGCCGUAGUGGCAACUACCACAGCCACCAUCUGGUUCGUUGGCAUGCAGGAUGCCAGCUGUGUACCCAUCGUAUGCGGCCAGCAAGGACCGGUGCUGGCGCUUGUGGCAGCACCGCACGACCCACGGGUCAUGGCGUCCACCUCAGGAGACGGCAUGCUGCGUGUCUGGUACCUGGGGCUUGGAGAUGCCGAGCCAACCGUUGAGCUACAGUCCUCCUCAGCCUGUACCACCGCUACCUUCGCCAUGCACAGCCUUCCGGCGCCCAAACCAGCCUCCUCUCCUCAAGCAGAGCCUGCACGCCAGCCCAAGUCGGGAUCCUCACCCAAGCCCCCGCCGGUCCCGCUGUUGCUGGGCGGCUAUGAGGACGGUUCGUUGCGGCUGUUCUCCAUGCAGCCGACAGUGGAGCUGCGCUGGGCGCUGGCGCGGCACCCCGCACCCGUGGUGGGCGUGGCGGUGCACCCAACCAAGCCGCUGGUGCUCACGGCGUCCAGCGACGGCAGCCUGGCUGUCACGGACCUCGGCUCCACGCGGCUGCUGUCGUACAUCACGGCCCUGACCGCCUGCCCCGCGCCAGCACCGCCCAGCAGACGCUCCCCGGGGCCGCCGCCUCGCUCGACCCCUCCACCACCACCCGAUCCGCCCCGACCAGGGACCGGACCGAUGCAGGCACUGACUGUAUCCCCGGGCACUGGCGCCUCCCUGACGGCCGUGGGCUGGCGCGACCGCUUCGUAGUAUUCGCUGCACCCUGGGACGACCCGGCCUGCACACCCAUUGCGGAGUACGACAUUAAAUCGCCUGGAAGCAGCCGCCGCCGUGACGCGGAUGGGGCUGCUGGCGCCGACGGCUCUGCGCAAUCGCAGUCCCCGGACGUGCCGGCGCUGCUUUCCUUCCUGGGCGGCGGCAGCAAGCUGCUGGCCUUCAGCAGCCCCCUGCUGCUGGGGGAGGUAGUGGUGUACGACUACCGGCUUGCGGCGGUGGUACGGCGGGUCACCGUACCGCAGAUGGUCCGUUCCAUGGCGGUGUCACACGACGGCCGAGCCAUGCUGCUAGGCGGCAUGGAGCGCUCCGCCUUCCUGGCGCACAUGGGCACCGGCAACGUGCACACAUUGGAGGGACACGCGGGCCCGGUGAUGGCCGUUGGGUUCUCGUCAGACGGCAAUCAGGCCAUCUCGGCGGCGGGCAGCACCAUGAUGGUGUGGGAGGCGCCCAAGCUGCUGCUCAAGCUGGAAGCGGCGCCACCGCCACCGCCCAGGCCAACGCAGCUGCAGUUUUGAACAGGGCAGGAAUUUGAGUUUGGCCGCAGGGUUAUGUAGGGAUGAGGAUUGAGGAAGGGGUUGGAGGGAAGAGGUUGCGUUACGUUCAAGAAGGUUCGGUCAGCGUGUGAGCCGUCAAUGGAUGGUCAACUAGGGUCAAGCGAACUUCUGCAGCAGACGCAGAUACGUCCAAUUCUGUUUGUACGGGUUAUACUGAACUGGUCCCGGCAAACCGGGCAUCUAGGCAAGCGGAGAUGAGGCUCCUUGCUACGACGUGGAAUGCAAAGCGCCGCUGCAUAAACGGCAC
Molecule: messenger RNA, 6478 nt
Organism: Astrephomene gubernaculifera
Lineage: Eukaryota; Viridiplantae; Chlorophyta; Chlorophyceae; Chlamydomonadales; Astrephomenaceae
Source: the annotation of a GenBank genome assembly